ACACACGCAGGCACACGCAGGCACCAGCCUGCCCUUGUCAAUCAAAUAUUUCCCCUCGCAAGAUGGCAAGAGCGCGCCUCAUUGGGAGUUGCUUCCUUGCAGGGUUUCUCUUCAGCAGGGGCCUGGCUGACACCCUCCCUGUCCUCAGCCUUUCUGCUGCAGUUGGAGAAAUCUUUGUUCAUGAGUUGGAAAGAGAGGGCUUCAAAGAUGCUUUUCCUGCCCCCAUGGACAACAAUGAACCGCCGAAUGAUCCUCUGCCUGACUCUCCCAUCACCUUCCACGCCAAUCUUCUGGAUCAUCCUGACCUGCCCCGGUGGCUACGCUACAUCCAACGCACUCCCUUUGACACGGGGUAUCUCUAUGGGUCCCCCACAAAGAAAGAUGUUGGCAAGCAGACGAUUGAGGUAACGGCAUAUAACCGGUACACCUAUGAGACUGUGAGGCAAACAAUGAUCAUUAAAAUUUCCCUGUUUCCAGACAAACAGAUGCCGUAUCAAGCUGACUUCUUGGUAAAGAACUGGGAUGUGGAGGAAAUGCUGCCAGUGGAUGCCCAGGAGCAAUUUCAGGAUGCCGUGGACAGUAUGUGGGAGCAAGAAGUCUUGAGUGUCGUCAACAUCACCUCAGCCUUGGAUCGGGGAGGCCGGGUACCGUUGCCAAUUGAGAACAGGAAGGAAGGGGUUUACAUCACGAUGGGUUCCAAGGAUCCAUUCACCAGCUGCUUAACGGAGGCCAAGUCCCCUGACAACCGCUACCGUUGCAAGCUGGAGCAGCAACCAGUCAUGACCUGUCACGACAGCUUCAGCCCCCGAUUCCAGGUUGACUGGUGCAACCUUACCUUGAUAGACCUCACAAAGGUGAAUGCCACGGAAAUGGUGACCAUCUAUGGAGACGGGGUGCUUGAAGAGGGCAGCGAAUUCGAUCCUCCAGAUGAUGCCCCUGACAGAGCAUUCUUCGAUGACUUCUUGCUUACGUUUCUCCUCCCCUUCCUCUUGGGCCUUCUCCUCUCUCUUCUCCUGGCCUACAUCAUGUGCUGCAGACGGGAAGGCGUGCAUCGAAGAGACAUGAAGACGUCAGACAUCCAGAUGGUGCAUCAUCACACCAUCCAUGACAACACUGAGGAACUGAGGGAGAUGGCCAGGACCCGGGAGGUGCCCCGCCCACUCUCCACCCUGCCCAUGUUCAACAUCCGCACUGGUGAGAGGACCAAUCCCAUGCAAACUGGCCGCCUCGACAGUGCCCAGGUGCCUCUGAUCCAGGCUCAGCAGUGAACAUUGUACCAGCAGGUCAUUUCCAACCUGAUUGAGGAGAAAUUUCUCACCAAAGACAUCUCUCAAUACUGAGAGCAUUUUUGUCAUAGCUUGGAAUAGUGAAUUUUGUUUUACUGCUUGUUUUCCACUGUGGUAAACAUGAUGAUUGGGAAUGGGGCAGGGGUGGGUGGGAGGGGCUACUUGGUAACACUUUGCAUCUGCUUUCAGGGUUGGCUUUAAGUUUUUGGCUGCUUGGCAAAAUAAUGAUUUUGUUGCAACUUAACCAUGGUAGGACAACUACUAGUAUGUGUCAGAGACCUUUAGCUUUUCCUCAGAACUACAUUUCCCAGAGUUCCUUUGGGAAAGGCCAUGGUAGUUAAAACCACUUUGAAUUUGUAGAGUAGAUCUAUCCUUUGAUUACCCUGUUGCAUCAUGGCGUUCCAAAAAGUCAAACUUCCUCUUGUGUAUUGCUCUCUUUCCACCCAAUGAAUAGCCUUCAGAAGCCUGAAUUCCUUGAUGAGCAAUUGUAUUCCUAACAAAUCCACAAUGGGUUCACAUCAUGGAGAAUCUUGUAAGCUGCCUUGAGUUCCUUGCAAGAGGAAGAAUGGCAGGAUAUAGAUGCCUUGUACAAAAUAUCAGGGGUGCGAAACAAACAUCCUGCUGGCCAAGAUGUGGCUCUGGCUUUGGGUUGGGCUGUGCCUUUUUCUUAGGAGUUCACAACCUGCGGGCAGCAUCUACGCCCAGAGGCAUUAGGUGACUCAGGGUAGGAGGAAGCCCAGUGGAAAAAAAGCUGACUGCUGUCUACAAAGAGUGGCAAAAAGAUGCGAGAAAGGUACGCUAUGGGAGUGUUUUUGGUUCCUGAAAGCUGCUGUGUGUACUAGACAGUCAUUCAUGAAUAUUCACUGCAGGCUGAUCCUGACUUUAAGAACAAGUUGGCCAUGAAAGAAGAUUUUAAGAUGCAUCUGUUAGAAAUGUGGAAUGCACUGCCUCAGUGAUGGGCAUAUAAUGAUUCCCAAACAUUCUAUCCAUCCAGCUAAAACAAGAUACUCCAGUAAUGCCAGCACUUGGUGGAAAAAGCAUUUUGCAGUUGUAGGGAAGUCACAGAAAGCUUGCCCUGUGUUUACUGUUUGAAAAUGGCAUGGGGAUGAAGCUGUUAAGAGGGACUCUGGGUGUGUUUCAGCAGUGCUGACAAGAGGAAGUCUCUUUGGGUCAAACUGGACAUGGUGUGGACAAUCCAUCAACAGAGUCUCCUGUAAUUUUAGCAAAAUGUAAACGCAGCCACUAUGUUAGAUGGUGCUGGUAGAUUAGAACAGAGACUCUGAGGGAGUUCAGCUCUUUCCCCUGUACUGUUUCCAAAGUUGCUAUCUGCCGCAUGGUAGAGGUCAUACAUUAAUUACCCAUGCGGCACUGGACUGUUUUUCCCUCUCAGGGCAACCAAUGGUUUUUUUGUGGGGCGCGGGGGGCAGCUCUUACACAUUACCGUCUGCUCAGAUCGGCUCAUCCAGUUUGGAGGAGGAGGAGGCAGAGGGGGCAGCUGACUGCAGUUUCAUGGCAGAAGAUACUCAGGCAGAGUAUGAGAACAGGUCUGCCCUGGAAAGGAGCGAGACUCUGCAGAACUGGGUAGGAAAGGGAUUGAGGAGAUGCUGCUUAACCUUGUAAGGAGAUGGCAGGCAAAGCGAGCGGACCAAUUAAGAAGGGUUCAACAUUCACACUGAUUAGCAGGAGGCAUCUUGAAUUGGAGUCAGAAUCUUUUCUGAAAGGGAGGGAGAGAAGGGAGAUUUCCGCUCCUCACAUGAGCAGUUACUCCUCCCACAUCUCAAGAGAUUACUAGUUUGAUUUACACUGUUUUGUAACCUAUUAAGCUCUAACAGGAUGUGGAUUUUCACAAUGUUUGGGAAGGAGUCGCACAUACAACUUUUACAGCAUGCACAUUUCUAGGUCUGCGUCAAUAUGUAUAAAUGCUUCCAAUAGCUUCCAGCAAAAAGCAUUAAUUAACCUUAUGUUUAACUCAAAACUUUCAACACAGGACUCAAUUUCCUUUCCUCGAAAUCUCUCUUCAUCUUGUCAGCACACACAUGCAUACAGUUUUCCCAGCCACUAUGCAAGUACGAACACAUCUUUCAGGUGCCAUAAAACCAAGAUUUUUUCUAAUGAGCACAUAUCUAUGCAAAUUGCCAAUUUAUUUAUUUGAUACAUUUAUAUCCUGAUUUCCUCCUCCAAGAAUCCCAAGGUGGCUUACAUGAUCUUUUUUUUCCUGCUUCAUUUUAUCUUAAUGAUGUGCAGUAAAUUAGGCUGAAAAUCAGUGACUUCAAAGUGAGCUUUAUGGCUGAUUGGGGACUGGAACCCAGAGCCCCCAAAUCUCAGUCUGGCACUCUAAGCUCUUUACCAGAGUGGGUCCCAUGUGCCCCAAACAUUCUAAUUUCCAACUCAUAUUAAUUAAAUUUGAUUCACUUUCUCAUGGAAGACAAAUUUCAAAAUUAGAGAUCUAGUUUUAAUUCUGCAUACAAAAUCCCAAUUUGAAAAUUUGCUGAUUUUUUAAAACUUAUUUUCUGCUUUGCCACAAAUGUUAGAUGGUUGGCUGGUCCAGUUCUGCUACUUCUAUUUAUCACCAUUGCUAAGUAGCUGCUGAUUACUGAUAGAAGCCUUUCAGUAGUUGCCCAGAAUCAUAAUUAUUAAUGACACACCAUCAGUGUGCAUCUAUUCAAAACACUGACUGUUCAAAUACUAACAGUGGCUAUCCUGUCCAAAUGCAUCUCCAUUUUUCUGCAAUUGUUCUACAUACAGUGGCACACAAAACUGAUUUUCUUUCAAGGGCUGAAGAAACUCAUGUGCAGAAACUCACAACUCAUGUACAUCCAAACUAUGCAGCGUUCUGAUGCUACACAUCCAUUGUUGGACUGUGUUAGGUACACAAAAGCUUCCUGCAUAAUUGGAGAAAGAUGGCAUUCAGCAGUGUGGAGGAUACUUCUGGAAUCUACUAUGUUCUUGUUCCACAGUCAUUCCCAUGUGGGAAACAACUAGUUUCUAUUUACCAUUAAGUGCAGCAUUUGUCAAGAAGUGUUUGUUGGUUGAGUGUUUAUUUGGAAAGACACAAAUGUCAGCAACCCACCAUAGUAUACAAUUCUUACAGACAUGCCCAUCUGUCUAAAUUUUCAACACACAUGCAUCCAUGCGAUAUUCACUUCAGAGGGACAAAGGUUUCAUCAGACAUAUGCAAACAUCAUUCAUUUAAAUUAACACAUGCCAGCACAACACACUUAUUCUCAUUAUGUACGUCUAAUACGGUACAAAGGACACACAACACAUCUUUUUCUCUAGAGAUGGCAGUGUAAUUAAUUUGGCUUACAUUUAACAUAAACUGUGCUAAUUUGCAUUCUUAAACUAAUAUAUGAACUGGGAUGUAAUUGUCCUUUGGUUUUUGUACUUCUCUGAAUUUCAUUAUGUUGUUCUCUGAUAAAGAGGUAUCCAAAAAUGCGUAUGGUGCAGGAAGUUCUGUACAGAAUGACAUAUGUUGAGGGAAGUGCUUGCAAAAAUGUAUGUAAUAGGAGAAAUUAUGUACACAAAUGUAUGUGUUUAUAUGUACAAAAUGCAAAAUAGUUUUUGCAAAUAUGUUUACAAAACAGUAUGGAAAUGGUACUGAGGUGGAAUGUACUUGUGCUUGAAAAAAAUACAGAUGUUAUACAAAGUAA
This is a messenger RNA of Varanus komodoensis (Komodo dragon), 4936 nucleotides long. RefSeq names its product sarcoglycan alpha (gene SGCA). NCBI's taxonomy places the organism in Eukaryota, Metazoa, Chordata, Lepidosauria, Squamata, Varanidae. Gene Ontology annotation, molecular function: calcium ion binding. Gene Ontology annotation, cellular component: membrane; sarcoglycan complex. The record is from RefSeq and is a predicted model, not a curated record. The transcript has 10 exons. The coding region runs from base 63 to 1268 and encodes 401 amino acids.